This is a messenger RNA of Neomonachus schauinslandi (Hawaiian monk seal), 3932 nucleotides long. It is a transcript of the gene CTNND2, whose product is annotated as catenin delta 2. Gene Ontology annotation, molecular function: cadherin binding. Bases 174 to 3863 code for a protein of 1229 amino acids. NCBI's taxonomy places the organism in Eukaryota, Metazoa, Chordata, Mammalia, Carnivora, Phocidae. Gene Ontology annotation, cellular component: cytoplasm; plasma membrane; nucleus. Gene Ontology annotation, biological process: cell-cell adhesion; cell-cell junction assembly; dendritic spine morphogenesis. The record is from RefSeq and is a predicted model, not a curated record. The transcript has 24 exons.
UCCCCCGCGGCGCUCUUCGGUGCUCCCCGCCAGCAUCGCCUGUCCCGCGGCCGCGCUCAGACAACAAAAGCGGAAGAUGCUGCAGUUGGGCAAGGUCAGGACCUUGCCCUGAAGCCGGGCGGCGGCGCGCACGCCUUUUCCCGGACUGAGGAGCUGUCGCUGGUGGCGGGUGCAUGUUUUCCAGGAAGCAGUCGGGCGCCGCGCCGUUGGGAGCUAUGCCUGUCCCAGACCAGCCUUCGUCAACCUCAGAGAAGACCAGCUCCCUGAGCCCUGGCCUGACCACCUCCAAUGGGGAUGGCUCCGAAACGGAAACCACCUCCGCCAUCCUCGCCUCGGUCAAAGAACAGGAAUUACAGUUUGAGAGACUGACCCGAGAGCUGGAGGCAGAACGCCAGAUCGUCGCCAGCCAACUGGAGCGAUGCAAGCUUGGAUCAGAGACGGGCAGCAUGAGCAGCAUCAGUUCAGCAGAAGAGCAGUUUCACUGGCAAUCACAAGAUGGUCAAAAAGACAUCGAAGACGAACUUACAACAGGUCUUGAGCUGGUGGACUCCUGUAUUAGAUCACUGCAGGAAUCAGGAAUACUUGACCCACAGGAUUAUUCAACAGGUGAAAGGCCCAGCCUGCUCUCCCAGAGUGCACUUCAGCUCAAUUCCAAACCUGAAGGGUCCUUCCAGUAUCCGGCCAGCUACCAUAGCAACCAGACCCUGGCCCUGAGUGAGACAGCCCCUUCGCAGCUCCCCGCCCGAGGCACGCAAGCCCGAGGUGCGGGCCAGACCUUCAGCCAGGGCACCACGAGCCGCGCGGCGCACCUGGCGGGGCCCGAGCCCGCGCCGCCGCCGCCGCCGCCGCCGCGGGAGCCGUUCGCGCCCAGCCUGGGCAGCGCCUUCCACCUGCCCGACGCGGCGGGCUCCCCGCUGGCCGCGCCGCAGGGCGGCUCGCCCACCAAGCUGCAGCGCGGCGGCUCGGCCCCCGAGGGCGCCGCCUACGCCGCGCCGCGCGGCUCCUCGCCCAAGCAGUCGCCCAGCCGCCUGGCCAAGUCCUACAGCACCAGCUCGCCCAUCAACAUCGUCGUGUCCUCGGCCGGCCUGUCCCCGAUCCGCGUGACCUCGCCCCCCACCGUGCAGUCCACCAUCUCCUCCUCGCCCAUCCACCAGCUGAGCUCCACCAUCGGCACGUACGCCACCCUGUCGCCCACCAAGCGCCUGGUCCACGCGUCCGAGCAGUACAGCAAGCACUCGCAGGAGCUGUAUGCCACGGCCACCCUCCAGAGGCCGGGCAGCCUGGCAGCUGGGUCCCGGGCCUCGUAUAGCAGCCAGCACGGCCACCUGGGCCCGGAGCUGCGGGCUCUGCAGUCCCCAGAGCACCACAUCGACCCCAUCUAUGAGGACCGUGUCUAUCAGAAGCCCCCGAUGAGGAGUCUCAGCCAGAGCCAGGGGGACCCUCUGCCGCCAGCCCACACGGGCGCUUACCGCACGAGCACAGCCCCAUCUUCCCCCGGUGUCGACUCCAUCCCCUUGCAGCGCACCGGGAGCCAGCAUGGUCCGCAGAACGCCGCCGCCGCCACCUUCCAGAGGGCCAGCUAUGCCGCUGGCCCAGCCUCCAGUUACGCCGACCCCUACCGACAGCUGCAGUAUUGUCCCUCCGUCGAGUCUCCGUACAGCAAAUCCGGCCCCGCCCUCCCGCCUGAAGGCACCUUGGCCAGAUCCCCGUCCAUCGAUAGCAUUCAGAAAGAUCCCAGAGAAUUUGGAUGGAGAGACCCGGAACUGCCGGAAGUGAUUCAGAUGCUCCAACACCAGUUUCCUUCAGUCCAGUCUAAUGCUGCAGCCUACUUACAACACCUCUGUUUUGGAGACAAUAAAAUUAAAGCUGAGAUAAGGAGACAAGGAGGCAUCCAGCUCCUGGUGGACCUGCUGGAUCAUCGGAUGACGGAAGUCCACCGUAGUGCCUGUGGAGCCUUGAGAAACCUGGUGUAUGGGAAGGCCAACGAUGAUAACAAAAUUGCCCUGAAAAACUGCGGUGGUAUCCCAGCGCUGGUGAGGUUACUCCGCAAGACCACCGACCUGGAGAUCCGGGAGCUGGUCACAGGAGUCCUUUGGAACCUCUCAUCUUGCGACGCACUCAAAAUGCCAAUCAUCCAGGACACUCUUGCAGUGUUGACCAAUGCCGUGAUUAUCCCCCAUUCAGGCUGGGAAAAUUCACCUCUUCAGGAUGAUCGGAAAAUACAGCUGCAUUCCUCACAGGUGCUGCGAAAUGCAACUGGAUGCCUAAGGAAUGUUAGUUCAGCUGGAGAGGAGGCUCGCAGGAGGAUGCGAGAAUGUGAUGGGCUCACAGAUGCACUGCUCUACGUGAUCCAGUCUGCGCUGGGGAGCAGCGAGAUCGACAGCAAGACCGUUGAAAACUGUGUGUGCAUUUUAAGGAACCUGUCGUACCGGCUGGCAGCAGAAACUUCUCAGGGACAGCACAUGGGCACUGAUGAGCUGGACGGGCUGCUCUGUGGGGAGGCCAACGGCAAAGACGCAGAGAGUUCCGGGUGCUGGGGCAAGAAGAAAAAGAAAAAGAAAUCCCAAGAUCAGUGGGAUGGAGUAGGACCUCUUCCAGACUGUGCAGAACCACCAAAAGGGAUCCAGAUGCUGUGGCACCCAUCAAUAGUCAAACCCUACCUCACACUGCUCUCUGAGUGCUCAAACGCAGACACGCUGGAAGGGGCGGCAGGCGCCCUGCAGAACUUGGCUGCAGGGAGCUGGAAGGGCUGGGCUGAGGAUGUGGCAGGCAUGGCGUAUGCCCUACGUUCACUGCCAGAGGGGGCUCCCUGCCUGCCACAGUGGUCAGUCUAUAUCCGGGCUGCUGUCCGAAAAGAGAAAGGCCUGCCCAUCCUCGUGGAGCUGCUUCGAAUAGAUAACGACCGUGUGGUGUGUGCGGUGGCCACGGCACUCCGGAACAUGGCCUUGGACGUCAGAAACAAGGAGCUCAUUGGCAAAUAUGCCAUGCGAGACCUCGUCCACAGGCUUCCAGGUGGAAACAAUAGCAACAACGCGGCGAGUAAGGCCAUGUCGGAUGACACGGUGACAGCCGUCUGCUGCACCCUGCACGAGGUGAUCACCAAGAACAUGGAGAACGCCAAGGCCUUACGGGAUGCUGGCGGCAUUGAGAAGUUGGUUGGCAUCUCCAAAAGCAAAGGAGAUAAACACUCUCCAAAAGUGGUCAAGGCCGCAUCUCAGGUCCUAAACAGCAUGUGGCAGUACAGAGAUCUGAGGAGUCUCUACAAAAAGGAUGGAUGGUCACAGUAUCACUUCGUAGCCUCAUCGUCAACCAUCGAGAGGGACCGGCAAAGGCCCUACUCCUCCUCCCGUACGCCCUCCAUCUCCCCUGUGAGAGUGUCUCCCAACAACCGCUCAGCAAGUGCCCCAGCUUCACCUCGGGAAAUGAUCAGCCUCAAAGAAAGGAAAACAGACUAUGAAUCCACUGGCAACAAUGCCACUUACCACGGAACUAAAGGAGAACACACUUCCAGGAAAGACACCAUGACAGCUCAAAACACUGGAAUUUCAACUUUGUAUAGGAAUUCCUAUGGUGCGCCCGCUGAAGACAUCAAACAUAACCAGGUUCCAGCACAGCCCGUCCCACAGGAGCCCAGCAGGAAGGAUUACGAGACCUACCAGCCGUUUCAGAAUUCCACGAGAAACUACGACGAGUCCUUCUUCGAGGACCAGGUUCACCAUCGCCCUCCCGCCAGUGAGUACACCAUGCACCUGGGACUCAAGUCCACCGGCAACUAUGUCGACUUCUACUCAGCUGCCCGUCCCUACAGUGAACUGAACUAUGAAACGAGCCACUACCCGGCCUCCCCCGACUCCUGGGUGUGAGGAGUGGGCGGCACGAGGCGCUCCGGGAACAGUGCAUGUGCAUGCAUACCACAAGACAUUGCUUUUUUU